CACAUUCUUGAAAAAUUGGUGGCUUUGCCAUGUCAAAUAAUUUCAUCACGCCUGUCGCAGCUGUGUUGGAUAGGGUUCACCAAUUCCCGUUAUCAUGGACGGUGAUGAUUCUGCGAAUCAUAACAACAAAUGCUUAACGGAAGAACUGGAUGCUGACGUUGGUCUUGAACAUGCGGAAGCGGAAUCUGCAGAAUCCUCAAUACGGCGAUCAGGAAGGCCAAAGAAAGCUGUUAAGUAUGGUCAACCGUUCAUACAUGGCGACAAAAUGGCCUUCAUAUCUCGCGCGAGAUCUAGACCGAAGCAACAAAAACGCGACAGACGUAAGGUGCAAAAGACAUCCUCUCUCAGACGAUUGGCUCCGGCUAUAAAGUUCCCAUUCGGUACCGGAUCCAGCUUUGACACACAGAGUUUCACCUCCAACGCAGUAACUCAAAGUUUCCCCGACGGAUAUUAUACGGGUACUGGUGUACCGAUGUUCUCAGCCAAUUAUGAAUUCAUGCCACAGCCGAUCCCUUUUUGCUACGAUGUCCCUGUUCAACCGAUCGUUUCGAGUUAUUAUGGUGCAAAUUCACAACAUUCUUUCCAGUGGACCUACAGCAUACCGCCGCAAUAUGAGGCACCCACACCCAAACCGGCAGCCUUAGAUACCCCUCAUAUAAUGGAACAUCCACCUUCGCGAUUACAAAAUACCACAGCAACACCUCCUUUGUCUAGUCAUUCUAACACCAAACGACAGUUACCUCCGCCAUACCAAGAGACGACAGAUGAAUCUCCUUUUACUAAUAAACCGACGACAGCGCAGCAUCCAACUAUUUUGCAUCAGUGUUUGGAGCGAGAAAAUCAAAGGCACAUACAACGUGAAGAUAAAAGUGCCGCAGGAACCGUAGCAGAUUUUGACAGCAUGAGGCCAAUCCCACAUUGGCCACCUAAUGAAUGUAUGGUUCAAUCACCUAUGUUGCAACCUACCGGCCUCAGUUAUACCACACAGUAUCCUUCAAACAGUCCGUUUGAUUCAUUAUCUACCCAUGGAGCUUCCUCCUACAACGUCCCUCGUGUUUCUUUACCUGGCAUGCCGCCACCAUCGAGCUCACCAUUGUCCUCUCCACAUCAUGCCACGUCGUCCUUACCACCGACUUCUAAAAAAAUGACCAAACGAAAAAGACAGUCUAUACGAUAUAGUCGAUUGCUUGCUCAAGCAGAAUACGAAGCUUUAAAUGGGUAUAUUGAGGACAAUCAAUUUGAAGACUCAUAUAUUGGUGAAACUUAUUGGACUGCCUGGGAGAAAUCACGCUUCUUCCUUGGAGUGGAACGAUGUGGAAAAAAGAAUGUUCGUGACAUACAGCAACGGAUAGGACCAACAAAAUCAGUAUAUGAAGUUAUGUCAUAUCUGUCGACCUUAGAUCGUCUUAGCAAGGAACAUCAUCAAUCAAUAGACAGAUCAGGCAAAUCGGGACCAUGUGCCGAGGAAGAUAUUUUGAUUGCAUAUGAGAUGACGGAUGAAUGGCUGAAAUUCGAGUCAGAGCAAGCCGGAAUAAUAUUGGAAAACUUGCCUGAAGGCCCUGUGGAUGACAGCCCAACCGGGUCUGCCCCGCCACGGACCAGUGAAGGAGAAAAGGUCAUGUCAACUUUACGUGAAGAAAUAACUAGAUGGCGAAAACGCCAUCUUACAAGGCGGGAGAGGAUGAGCAAGCGUUAUCUAUGUAAAUUUCAGCGCGUUGACGUAUUGAAAAGAAUCGACAGCAUCAUCGAUUACAGCGAUGCAACUUUGCCGGACGGUACUUUAUCGGAUAGUAUGAUCUUCGGCAUGGCAACAUUGGGAUCUGAAUACCAAUUGGUCCGUCUCCACGAAUUUUUCGAUGUACAAAAGAUUUGUUCUUUAGCAUCAAGCAAUCGCUCUACGGCAUCUCCUCAUGUGAAAAUUUCAAACGACGUUCUGCUCGAGCUGUAUAACCGAGUCAAAGAGUUCGUGGCGGAAUUUUUCCUCAAUCUGAGCAGAUAUCCACCAGCGUUGCUACCUACUGAGUAUAAGCCAUACGCAGGAAAUAAGCGCAUCGAACAAGUUUUAAAGGCACAAUGCAAAAAAUGGCAGAUAAAGCUUCGAAAUUCCGACGACGUUGAUCCAGAAGUAAACAAAGAUGCGAGGGAUACCAAUACAAAUACAUCUCGCAGUUGCCAGACACAGAACGAAAAUCCUGAAGAGCAACAAGUAUUUGACGAAAAAGAAGAAGAGCAGCAUGGACCCAAGAAAAAGAAAGCUCGCGUGGACACAAAAGAAGAGAAAAAUGCUAAGCAAGAAACUGUUGGUGAUAUCGACGACAAUGACAGUGGUCAUGAUGGUCGUUAUGACGAAGAUGACAAUGCUAUCGAGCAAAAUUUAAGCGCGCAGAGCGAGGAUGAUUCGAUUGAACCUCAGGACGUGAUCCAGGAUGCAAUGAAGGAAAUUUCUGCAGAGGAAUUGUUUCAGCAAAAGGAUGCUCAAUAUAAUCAAUUAUUGUGGUCCUUUAUGUCCAAGUGAUUGUGAGAUAGUCUAUGACACAGAUAAUGUAACUGUUCCUUUGAUCCGUGUCCUACAGUUUUUUUGUAUUGCACUCUUUCAAUAGAAAAAGUUUCUUCAUUGCUACAUUUAAUUCCAUUUUUUAGACUGGUGUUGUUUCGGGAUGCAAGGACAAGGAAGCAUUUUCUCAAUCGCGAUCUGAAAAAACUGGAGGCUAUGCCGUAGGAACAUUGGACGUUUUUCGUCUCCGCUCAAAG
Messenger RNA from Radiomyces spectabilis, 2751 nucleotides. RefSeq lists its product as uncharacterized. The transcript is spliced from 5 exons. The record is from RefSeq and is a predicted model, not a curated record. Gene Ontology annotation, molecular function: rDNA binding; RNA polymerase I general transcription initiation factor activity. Gene Ontology annotation, cellular component: RNA polymerase I upstream activating factor complex. The coding region runs from base 95 to 2515 and encodes 806 amino acids. Lineage: Eukaryota; Fungi; Mucoromycota; Mucoromycetes; Mucorales; Radiomycetaceae. Gene Ontology annotation, biological process: transcription initiation at RNA polymerase I promoter; nucleolar large rRNA transcription by RNA polymerase I.